Staurois parvus is the source of this 333-nucleotide messenger RNA. Lineage: Eukaryota; Metazoa; Chordata; Amphibia; Anura; Ranidae. The record is from the annotation of a GenBank genome assembly.
GGGCACAGGUGGGUGGCACUGCUGGGCACAGGUGGGUGCACUGCUGGGCACAGGUGGGUGGCACUGCUGGGCACAGGUAGGUGGCACUUCUGGGCACAGGUGGGUGCACUGCUGGGCACAGGUGGGUGCACUGCUGGGCACAGGUGGGUGCACUGCUGGGCACAGGUGGGCGGAACUUGCGGGUGGCAUUGCUGGGCACCGAUCAUAAGGGCACUGAUCAUCAGUGCCCUGAUGAUCGGUGCCAAUCCCCGCUCUGACAACUGCCGGUUCUCGGCAGUACUUUCCUCACGAUCUGACAGCGUGAGGAAAGUGCAGCCGAGAACCGGCACUUGC